CGCUGUGAGCCGCACCCCGUAUGUUAUUACUGAUCAGCUGGUUUUCUGUCUCUGUUUAAUUUCUGAAGUGGAAGAAGAAACCCCAGCUUUCUGGAAUGCUAAAGCUAAACGGUCUCUGGACGAGGCCAUGGCCCUGAAACAGAAACACUACCGAGCCAAGAACCUUAUCCUCUUCCUGGGCGAUGGAAUGGGGAUACCCACGCUGACGGCAGCUCGGAUCUACAAGGGGCAGCUGCAGAAUCGGUCGGGGGAGGAGACUGUCCUCGCCAUGGAUACCUUCCCGUACAUGGCGCUUUCCAAGACCUACAACGUGGAUUAUCAGGUUCCCGACAGUGCAGGGACGGCCACAGCCUACCUGUGUGGCGUGAAGGCGAAUUACGGGACUGUGGGUCUGAGCGCAGCGGCAAGGCGGUAUCAAUGCAAUACCACCAAAGGGAACGAGGUCAAGUCAAUUCUGCACAGAGCCAAGGAAGCUGGCAAAUCCGUGGGCUUUGUGACCACUACCAGGGCACAGCAUGCCUCUCCCUCUGCUACCUAUGCUCACAUCGCCAACAGGGACUGGUACAGCGAUGCUGCCAUGCCUCUUGAAGCUCUCAAAGAUGGGUGCACUGAUAUCGCAGCGCAGCUCAUCAGCAACACAGACAUAAAUGUGAUCCUUGGAGGAGGCAGGAAGUACAUGACCCCCAAUGGCACCAAAGACCCUGAGUACCCAACGCUCCCGGCCCAUGCGGGCGUCCGAUUGGACGGGAGGAACCUCAUUGAUGAGUGGCUCAGCAAAAAACAGGGGGCAACAUAUGUCUGGAAUAAGGCUGGAUUGGAUGAUGUUGAUGUUAAAAAGACAGACUACUUGAUAGGGCUGUUUGAGCCAGGAGACAUGCAGUACGAGCUGAACAGAAACCGUGCUUUGGAGCCCUCUAUCACUGAGAUGACAGAAAAGGCCAUCGCAAUCCUCAGCAAGAACCCCAAGGGAUUCUUCCUCUUCGUGGAAGGGGGGAGAAUCGACCACGGCCACCACGAUGGCAAGGCCAAGCAGGCAUUGAUGGAGGCGGUGAUGUUUGACCGCACCAUAGAGAGGGUCUCAGAGCUGACCGAUGAAAAGGACACCCUCUCUGUGAUCACUGCUGACCACUCCCACGUCUUCACUUUCGGAGGCUACACCAAGCGUGGCAGCUCCAUCUUCGGAUUGGCACCUAAUAAUGCAAAAGACAGAAAACCUUACACCUCCAUACUGUAUGGAAACGGGCCGGGGUAUGCUACUGAAAAUGGAAUCCGUCCGGUUGUGAAUGCCACCACUGCAGAUGAUAAGGACUACCUGCAGCAAGCUGCCGUGCCCCUGGACUCGGAGACCCAUGGUGGUGAAGACGUGGCUAUCCUUGCCAAGGGCCCCAUGGCUCACCUGUUCCAUGGGGUCCAGGAGCAGAACUACAUUGCCCACGUGAUGGCGUAUGCAGGCUGCAUCGAGCCCUACGUUGACUGUGCCCUGGAGCCCCCUCCUGGAGACUCUGCCACGGCCCUAGCCAGCUUCCUCACUCUGCCUCUGGUGCUGCUGUCAGCCACAGUCACCAUCUAAAACAAGUGCUUUAUACACAGGGUUCGGGCUGCACGGGAUAACAACUGCUUAAUGUUACGGAACAACAUUACAGGAGAAACUCUUCUUUAAAUGUUACAAGAAGGCGACCAGCACUCGCGUCACAUCUUUAAAAAAAAAAAAAAAAAAAGACUAUUUCUUCAUUUUAAAUAAUUUUUAUUACAAACGGCAGACAUGCAAGUACAGACAGUUUGUGUGUCAGAUGUUUUAAAAAAAUAAAAAAUUCAAAUAUAGUCAUCUUUUUUUUAAAGAUGUGACAUGAGUGCUGGUCUUGUAGCAUGUAAUAUUUCUCUUUGAGCAAAGCACCCGAAUGUUGUGAACGCAGCUUCCACGUGUUCUCUGGAGUUGAGCAAGCACUUUGAUUCAUACAUUUUUUAAAGCGAUGCAGAAGGUCGACCUGUUGAAAGAAACACAACCUACUGUUGUUUUAUAAGUAAUA
Messenger RNA from Polyodon spathula (Mississippi paddlefish), 2027 nucleotides. RefSeq names its product intestinal-type alkaline phosphatase-like. Gene Ontology annotation, molecular function: alkaline phosphatase activity. Gene Ontology annotation, cellular component: plasma membrane. Lineage: Eukaryota; Metazoa; Chordata; Actinopteri; Acipenseriformes; Polyodontidae. The record is from RefSeq and is a predicted model, not a curated record. The coding region runs from base 128 to 1570 and encodes 480 amino acids. Gene Ontology annotation, biological process: dephosphorylation. The transcript is spliced from 10 exons.